CCGGCAGAAUUUUCUCGAUCUUGUCGCGAAGCGCAAAAAAAAAGGCCCCUCCAUCUCUACUACUGCUACAUAACUGCAGGUACAACUGUUCUCUGAACAAGUCAAUCUCGAGAAAUCUACGUCCUCGGAAGGCGACAACGACGGAGGCGAAAGCCACAGACACCACCAGCGAUGCGGCCCCUAACGGAGCAGGAGACGAAGGUCCUCUUUGAGAAGUUGGCAAACUACACGGGCAGCUCCCUCAAGAACUUGAUCGCCCCCCUCGACGACUCGCCCGACGCAGACCGAUACGUCUUCCGCCUCAACCGAGACAGGGUAUACUAUGUGUUGCUCUCCGUCGCGAACCUAGCCACGUCGGUAGCGCGGGAUAACCUCGCCUCUCUGGGCAUCUGCCUCGGCAAGUUCACCAAGUCGGGCAAGUUCCGGCUGCAUAUCACGGCGCUGCCCAUCCUGGCGGAGCACGCGCGGUACAAGCUGUGGAUCAAGCCGAACGGCGAGAUGCCGUUCCUGUACGGCGGCCACGUUGUCAAGGCCCACGUCGGACGCUGGUCCGAUGACUGCCCCGCCCACCAAGGCGUCGUCGUCUACAGCAUGACCGACGCCCCCCUAGGCUUCGGCGUCACCGCCCGCUCCACCGCCGAGGCCCGCCGCCUCGACCCAACCGCCGUCGUCUGCUUCCGCCAGGCUGACUGCGGCGAGUAUCUCCGCGAUGAGGAUACCUUGUUCGCCGGUUAGACCUCGAUCAAGACUGAGAGGAGGAGAGGGGAGGAUAAUAGAGGAAG
This is a messenger RNA of Durotheca rogersii, 782 nucleotides long. Its product is annotated as 60S ribosome subunit biogenesis protein NIP7. Gene Ontology annotation, molecular function: RNA binding. Gene Ontology annotation, biological process: ribosomal large subunit biogenesis; ribosome assembly. The transcript has 2 exons. Gene Ontology annotation, cellular component: preribosome, large subunit precursor; nucleus; nucleolus. Bases 172 to 735 code for a protein of 187 amino acids. The record is from RefSeq and is a predicted model, not a curated record. Lineage: Eukaryota; Fungi; Ascomycota; Sordariomycetes; Xylariales; Xylariaceae.